Messenger RNA from Charadrius vociferus (killdeer), 739 nucleotides. It is a transcript of the gene PPIE, whose product is annotated as peptidylprolyl isomerase E (cyclophilin E). The record is from RefSeq and is a predicted model, not a curated record. Gene Ontology annotation, cellular component: intracellular membrane-bounded organelle. NCBI's taxonomy places the organism in Eukaryota, Metazoa, Chordata, Aves, Charadriiformes, Charadriidae. Gene Ontology annotation, molecular function: peptidyl-prolyl cis-trans isomerase activity. Gene Ontology annotation, biological process: protein folding; protein peptidyl-prolyl isomerization. The coding region runs from base 21 to 728 and encodes 235 amino acids. The transcript is spliced from 7 exons.
CGGCGGCAGCCAUUGAUAACAUGAACGAGUCCGAGCUCUUCGGCAGGACAAUCCGUGUGAACUUGGCCAAACCAAUGCGAAUUAAAGAAGGAUCGUCCAGGCCGGUCUGGUCGGACGAUGACUGGCUGAAGAAGUUUUCAGGGAAGACUCUGGAGGAGAACACAGAGGAGGCAGGAGCCGAGGCCCCCAAACCAGAGGCGCAGGAGGGCGAGCCUCCCGCCAAGAAAUCCCGGGUCAACCCUCAGGUUUACAUGGACAUCAAGAUCGGAAACAAACCUGCGGGUCGGCUGCAGAUCCUCCUGCGCUCGGAUGUGGUGCCCAUGACCGUAGAGAAUUUCCGCUGCCUCUGCACCCACGAGAAAGGCUUCGGCUUCAAAGGGAGCAGCUUCCACCGCAUCAUCCCCCAAUUCAUGUGCCAGGCCGGCGACUUCACCAACCACAACGGCACCGGAGGCAAAUCCAUCUACGGGAAGAAGUUUGACGAUGAAAACUUCAUUCUCAAACACACAGGACCAGGGCUGUUAUCGAUGGCGAACUCCGGCCCGAACACCAACGGCUCCCAGUUCUUCAUCACCUGCGACAAAACAGACUGGCUGGACGGGAAGCACGUGGUGUUCGGCGAGGUGACGGAGGGCAUGGACGUGGUGCGGCAGAUCGAGGCUCAGGGCACCAAAGACGGGAAACCGAAGCAGAAAGUGAUUAUUUCGGACUGCGGGGAGUGCCCGUGAGCUCGGCUCUG